CUCAAUUGCGUCCUAUCAGUCUCUGCCAAUUCUUGUACAAGGUGAUAACGAAAAUUCUCGCUACAAGGUUGGGUUCUAUUCUUCCCGAUUUAAUCUCCCCAGAGCAUAAUGGUUUUGUUCAGGAAAGACAGAUUGUUGAUAAUGUUUUAGUAGCUCGUGAACUGGUUCAUUUCAUAAAAAAACAAAAGACUGGGCCGGGAAAAGUUUAUGGCUCUGAAACUGGACAUGGAGAAGGCUUACGAUAGAAUCGAAUGACCUUAUUUAUUUUCCAUCCUCAGGAAAUUGGGUUUCUCUUCCACUUGGAUUCACUGGAUUAGGGAAUGCAUCACAACAGCUACCUUCUCUGUAAUGGUGAAUGGUUAUCCGACUGGUUAUUUCCCUUCCUCCCGUGGUUUACGUCAAGGUGACCCAUUAUCUCCAUUACUGUUUACUAUAUGUUUGGAAGGAUUCACUGUGAUGAUUAAAUGAGCUAUUUCAAGGCAUGAAAUCCAUGGGGUUAGAAUCAAUGCUCGGUGUCCAUCGGUUUCCCAUCUUUUGUUCGCAGAUGAUUCUUUCCUAUUACUCUGGGCUUCGCAAAGGGAUACUUCUUUCCUUCUUCGGGUCCUCCGAGAUUAUGAAAGUAUCAGUGGUCAGAGAGUUAAUCUCCAAAAAUCUGCUGUGUAUUGCAGUCCUAAUAUGCUAGUCAGAACAGGAAGAGCUGGGUUCUUUUCUUGGAGUUGGGUAGAUUGGUCUGCAAGAUAGAUACUUAGGUUUGCCCUCUCUUUUUGGGAGAUCGAAGAUGGAGACUUUUCGUUUUGUGGAAGAAAAAUUGUUAUCUGUUCUUCAAGGUUGGAAACAGUGAAGUCUGUCUACUGCCGCCAAAGAGGUUCUCAUCAAGUCUGUAGCAGCUGCCCUACCCAUUUAUAUAAGAGGCCAGAUUCGAGUCUCCCAGGCAAAACAUGGCUUGUUCGAGUUCGUACUGCCAAACACAGAAUCUAAAAUCUGGGUUCUAAAGCGAACCCCCUGGGUUGUGCGAGAUGCUCUCAUCAAUCUGCGAUCAUGGACACCAUCUGUCACCAAAACAACUUUUGAUGAUCUGGCCAUCGCACCGUUUCGUAUUCAACUCUGGGUGAUUAAGGAAGAUUGUUGCACUAAACAGUUCGGGCAAAAAUGGAUAGCCCCAACCAUUGGCCAAGUCUUGGAAGCCGGGGUUUUCGCCAGCAAAGAGACCUCAGAAUAUUUUGUCAAGGUUCGCGCCAUGGUUGAUUUUGCGAAGCCCUUGAGGUCUCAACUCUUUGCGGCUAGCGAGGAGAUUGGGGGUUUUGGGUAUCGCUCAAGUACGAGUUUUUGCCGAGCUUUUGCUUCCACUGCGGGAGAGUGGGCCAUAUGCAACGUGAGUGUGUAUAUGAUCCCCCGAACAGAAAAGAAAAGUUUGGUCCCCAUAUGGUCUCUAAGAAACCGGGACAACGAAUCUAUGAAGAAGAUGAACCUUCUCAAACUUUUGAUGGAGCCCCGAAGACAGUCUGGAUUAACAAGGCAAUUCGCGAAACCUCGUAAGCGCUUGUCCCAAAAUAAAUGCGUGGAGGUAGGGGGUGCUCUCACGAGGGCGGCCAAAUUAAAGGGCCAAAUGCAUGGUUCCCUCGCCCCGUGACACUGACCCGAUAAUUGCUGCUGAUUUUCUUGGUGGAGGCGCCCCGGAGGAGACUGCGUCGUUGAACUCCCUUUCGGAGGAUGAUGCGGGUGUUCUUGAGAUAAAGCAACGUGGGCCAGGGGUUGGCGGGUCUCGUUGUGAUGGAAUUAUGAAGGGCCGUGUCCGGAAAGUGGUUGAUGCUUUUUUUGAAUCAGGCCUUAACAUUACUACGAAGGGUAUAUCCCCUGCUGGUGUGAAGACGGGGGGUCACUCUUCGGGAGAAGGGGGUACAUCGAGCUCUACUUUGGAUGAGUAUGGCUCGAACCUUUUGGACCCGGUGAUUGGGAAGAGGAAGAGACCUUUGGUCGAGGUUGAAGGGGGCCUGGAAGAGUCACCCACACCCAAAAAACAGUUUGUGGAAGAAAAGGAGAUGAAUGAAUUGGUGGAGGAAGCCAGCCGUGAAUGGCCCCACCCGGAUAAAUGAGGCUUUUGGCCUGGAAUGGGAGGGGAAUUGGACCAUCACUCACAUUCCAAACUGUUGUAGGUUUAGUUCAUUCGAAUAAACCGGAUCUUGUGUUAUUCUCGGAGACACGAUCGGGCCGGUGACACGCUAAAACACCAGUGGCGGAUCCAGGGGUUGGCCACCCCGGGCCCUGGCCCAGCCCUCCUCUGGAAUGAGUCCCCCUAGCUCCUUAGUUAGGUCACAGUUGUAAUUACCCUGGGUUGAUUAACUAUUGAUUAAACUGCGAAAGAUCUAAUAGUAGCUUGAAAUCUCUUAAGCUGACCAAGCCCUUUCAGUCCAACUACCCGGCAGACGACUAGUCUUCACCGGGAUAGAAAGCUGAGGCUAUGAACGCAGAACUCCACUACUGGAAUUGGAUUCCAGUUCAAAGCAGUAAAUCGAUUACUCUCGUAUAAUCAAUCUACCACUACCGAUUGAUGAAGCUCUAACAACCUAAUCAGAUUCUAUCUAUCUCAAGUUGCAGCAGAAAUCAAGAAAAGAUUAUCAGACUUCAAUUGACUCAAUAAAUCAUGCAUCAAUCGAUUAAAAUCAAUCAAUAUAACAAUCCCAAGUUAUUACAAUCAAGAUCCCUAACACAUGGAACUAGGGUUCUUCAUACCCAAGUGAGAGAAAGUUCUACUCCAUAGAGAGAGAGAGGAAAAUAGAAAUCAGAGUAGUCAUACUCAUAAAGAUGAGAAAAAUCUGCUAUGGGAUGUCAAUCUUCACUCCUGGGGAUGCAAUCUGGGCUUCAAUGGUGAGAAAUCCACUCCAAAUAGCUCCUAGGGUUUGUUCUUCGCACUUUCUCUCUCUAAAACUCUGUUUUUGCUCCAAAAAGUCGACUCCCUCUCCUUUGGCUCGAAUCUGCCUAAAAAACCCGAUUCUGGGCGAAAUACCGGCUGAAUUACGGUCGUAAAAAAGGUCUGCCCGUAAUUCGCCCAAAACGCGCGUUUCACUUAACAAUGAUGAGAGCAAAUAUGGUCGUAAUUACCAAAUUACUGCCAGUAUUUGUGGAAUUACGACCGUAGUUGCUUUGAUUCUUGCCCGUAAAUUGCUCUACGACAGAAAUUCUCAAGAAUUUGGCUCGGCAUUGCAUUUACGGGCAGGGCAGAGGCAAUUACGCCCGUAAUUGGGCAGGGGAUGCCCGUAUUUCUUCCUCCGCUCCUGUUUAAUGUUUUGUUUCUCCCUCGUCCGGACUCCGAAUCAGUCGUUGUUUGAUCCCAGACGCUCGUAGUCUCGUCCUCUUUCUUUUCAUAACAAACUUCCAUGUUUACUUGUCCAUAAUAUGAGGUAGAAGUCCAUUAUUCCUCAGGUCAUGGUUGUGUUUCUUCUCCCGAAUUGCCAAAUGGAUUCAUAUUGACUUGAAACUUGCGCCUUUGCUUCAAUUUACAUACUAGGACCUGAAAUGUGACAAAGGAACACAACCUAGCGUAAAAUAGGCCAAGACACCACAAGUUUGGGCCAAAAUGGUUAAGAAACAAGGGUGCAAACAUGUACAAAUACGAUGCUAUCAAAUUCCCCCACACUUAACUGUUUGCUUGUCCCCAAGCAAACCAAGUCAGAUACAAGGAAAGCUCAACUCUUUUCAAUCAUGCAACCCUUGGGGACAUAUCAUAUAGGCACGAAACACGGGAAUCAUACUUUCUUUUAGACAUCAACACAUGAACAACUUAACAACAACCUGGACAACCACCACAGAGGACAUUCGAGUGCACCAAAAUCGGGUAAAGGAGGAGUCUCCCUUCUGUUCAUCAACCAACAUAGACUUGACUCAACCACUUACUCAAGACAGUCACCUUAUGCACAAAACUCAAGAUAUCAUAAUUGAGACCGAGCAAUCUCGGUCCUCACCGGGGUAAAGAGUAUAGAGAAUAUGAGAAAAUGAAUCGCUCACUCUCGA
Molecule: messenger RNA, 4008 nt
Organism: Linum trigynum
Lineage: Eukaryota; Viridiplantae; Streptophyta; Magnoliopsida; Malpighiales; Linaceae
Source: the annotation of a GenBank genome assembly